CCAAGUUCUAAAUUGACAGUUCACUAAUCAAACGAUCCGUUAGUAGUAAAGCCUCUUCUUGUGAGAAGUGAACGUCUAACAAUUCGUAUCCGUUAUAUGUCGCCACUGUUGGUAAAUCAAUUUUGUCAUGGCGCUACUGUUUUUACUUGAUACGUCCCGUUAAACGUGGUCUACUAAACGAGGCGUUUUUAAGAUCAGAUUAAGUGUCAUGUUACAAAGUAAAAUGGACGGAAUGAAUGAACCAGAUGACGUUUUUGUGUUUUUUACUAACCAUUCUUGAUUUUUUCAAAACUUGUAAAUCCUUUUACAAUAUGAUUAUAUUAUUAUAUUGCAAAAGAACCAUUUUUAGGUUUAUAGUCUUUAGUAGCAUUAGUUAUAUUUUAUAAUAACUCAUAUACUUAUUCAACGCAUAUUUCAUUAAAAAGUGAUGACCCUAAUCUAUAGUUGAUAUUAAAUUUACUAAGUAACUGCAAACUUCAAAUUGAAGGAAUCAAGAUACAAAUAUGGAAUUUGAAUUGAAACACAAGAAAGCAAUGUCAAAAGAAGAAGUCAACAUGUUAUUGGAUCUAAUUGAAAGUAAACCAAUUAUAACAAUAAAACAAACUGAUGCAACAACAAAUAAAAGUAAGGAGGAAGCCUGGUCAAUGUUAACAGCUUUUUUUAACUCGAGAAAUGGUGGAAUGCCUAGAAGUAAAGAGCAAUUAAAAGCAAAAUGGGAUAAUUUAAAGAAAGCUGCUCGGAAAAGAGACCAAGAUAUUAAGAUGAAUAAUGAAAAGACUGAUGGCAGUAGACCAAUCUUUAUUCCACCGGAUGAAGUUUUAGAUAAGGUGAUGCAUCUCCUUAAAGCAGGCCGGAAUGCCGGUGACGGUAGCAUGAAUGUAGCUGAAGACUCGGAAGGUGCUCCAGAAAAUAGUAUGGACAAUAGUACAAGCAGUAUAAUACCAAAUAUAAUAUGGGGACCAAAAAAAGCUAAGAAAAAGAAACACAACAGUUCUGUGGAUUACGUCAGACAGGCGCGAGAUUUAGCAAUAAAAAAAUACUAUGAGAAGAAAGUAGAAAAAGUUAAUUUAGAAAUAAAAAUACUGAUGUUGGAAUAUGAGAAAAAAAAGAAUGAAAUAAAACCAGAGACAACGAAUGAGUGAAGAUCGAAUAAAUGUACGAAUGAAUGUAACCUCUUAUUCGUAGCUCAGUCUGUCAACCUAUUAAAACUUUGGCGGACACAAAAAUGGGAUACACUGUCUACCUAGUACGAUGCCCCAUGCCCCAUCAAGGGAUUACAAAUUCACUCUCCGAUCUCUAAGGUCUAUUUGUAUGUGCUUUCUUCACAGUAUUACAAAUAAAUUGAAUAUUUUUUGGACAUGAGAUAAAAUUAAUUUAUGAAAUAUAAAAAAAUCUAUGACAUUUUAAAGAAUUUGAUUUAUACAAAAAAUCAUUUAGUUAGCAGUUCAGUUGCUUAGCAUAAAAACUUCAUUAAUAUAUAAUAUUAUUAGUAACGAGAAUUUUUAUUUACAU
Messenger RNA from Pieris brassicae (large cabbage white), 1512 nucleotides. RefSeq lists its product as uncharacterized. The transcript is spliced from 6 exons. The record is from RefSeq and is a predicted model, not a curated record. The coding region runs from base 504 to 1142 and encodes 212 amino acids. Lineage: Eukaryota; Metazoa; Arthropoda; Insecta; Lepidoptera; Pieridae.